GCGUUCCGAUUUUUUUGCUCAAAGUGAGCUUGAUCCAAUGCAUGCGGGGCGUCAUCGCCCUGAGCAUCGAGGCCUCCCGAGAUGUCGCGGCCGGCAGAUGGCCCCGGGCGCUGCGGUUGCUGCAGGCGGCCUCGGCCCAGAGCCUGCGGCUGGACGCGCACGCCGCCAGCCUGGCCGUGAAAUGCUUCUCCCGGCAGAAAAGCUGGGCGCGGUGCCUGGACGUCCUGCGCGCGCGCUUCGCCCCGGUCGACGUGGUGCUCUGCGGCGGCGCCCUGGACGUCUGCGGGAAACGUCGGUGGCGAGCCGCGCUGGGCGUGUUCCACGGCCUAAGGCCCAGCGGCCUGCGACCCAACGCCAUCACCUGCAAUUCGGCCAUAUCAGCAUGCUCCCGGACACAGCGCUGGCUGUUGGCGAUCGAAUUCUUGCGGGAGAUGUGCAACCAGAGCCUCCGGCUUUUGAGCACCUCCCUGGACGCUGCCACCAGCGUCUGGCAUCAGGCGGUGCUGAUGCUGGCGCGGCGUGCGAGUCGCGGCAUGGGAUACAGCGUGAUUGGGGCCAAUGUCGCCGCGGCCGCUCUGGCUGCGGGCUCUGGCUGGCACAGGGCCUGUGUGCUGACUGAUCGGGGCGAUGCUUAUGGCUGGACUGCGGUCAUCUCAUCCUGCAGGUGGGAGAGAGCGCAGGCGCUUGCCUGUCGCAUGGCGUUGCUCCGGGUGGCGCGCAAUGUGGUGACCUUGAAUGCUUUGAUCGGCUCGCGCGAAGCUGUGGCUAAGCCAUGGGAAGGGACCCUUCGGCUUCUGCGCGGGGACGCCGUCACUUGCAGCUCGCUCAUUGCCUCCUGCACUGCCGGCCUGCAGUGGCAGCAGGCCGUGGAAGCGUUGGACGCUGCUCGGGGUGGCUUACGUCUUGAUGGCAUCGCCUGGGGCACCGCCGUCGCUGCCUGGGCAUCCGGUUCCAUGUGGGAGGCAUCGCUCCGGCAAGCGGUGACGACACUGUCCAACUGGGAGGGGCUGUCUGGUGCAGUCACCAGCACUGUGCUUGGCAGCUGCUUGCGCUGGCAGGCGGCUGUCGGCUUCUGGUCCUGGACCGCUUCCCGCGGCCCAGACUGCGCCAACGCGGACUGCGCCUCCGCCGCGCUGCGCGCGCUGCAGCUGGGCGCCGCAUGGCGCCAGGGCCUGGCGCUGGCGAUGCUGUCGGGCACGCUGAAGGCCCAGCCGGCGGCGGCGGAGAACUUGGAGAAAGCGCUGGCGCGCCCGGGCGCGUUUGAGGGACUGCUGCGGCACCUGCGCCAGCUGCGGCGGGAGGUGCUGCGGAAAACGGCGCGCGGAACUUGGAAUUUGAACGGGGACGAGAGGUACAAGAACUUGCCGCUGCUGACGCGCAUCGGUUUGACGGCCAUCUUCGGGUGCACCGUCCUCGUGCAGCUUGGCUUCCUGGAUCCCAUGCUGCUGGCCCUGAAUUGGCCGGUGGUCAUCAACAAGUUGCAGGUGUGGCGGCUCUUGACUCCCGUCUUGUUUUUCGGGACGUUCAGCUUCCAAUUCUUGUUCCAGAUGUAUUUUUUCACAUCCUUUUCUUCUAAACUUGAACAGAACGAGGCAUUUUCACAGCCUGGCGACUACCUAUUUUUCCUGCUCUUACAGAUUCUGCUCUUGGACGUCAUCUCGCUAGCGCUGAGCUGGCCAACGGGCCUGCCCAUGCUGGGCCCAUCCUUGGUGUUCGCCAUCCUCUACUACUGGAGCCGCCGUGAGCCCUACGCGAAGUUGUCCUUCUUUAGUUUCGCCAUCCAGGGCUACCAGUUCCCCUUCGCCCUCAUCUUCUUCCAGCUUCUGAUAGGUGGCAACAUCUGGAUGGAUCUGCUGGGCUUAGCGUCUGGACACAUUUAUUAUUUCUUAGCGGAGGUGGUGCCGCAAGAGUACGGCUACAGCCUCAUCAAAACCCCAGCCUUCUUGGCCAACUUCAUGGCGAGAUACACUGGAGGCACCCAUCUCGGGUCGAGAUAA
Messenger RNA from Effrenium voratum, 1997 nucleotides. The record is from the annotation of a GenBank genome assembly. NCBI's taxonomy places the organism in Eukaryota, Dinophyceae, Suessiales, Symbiodiniaceae.